CAAAUCUCCUGUUACACACCUGGGGUCCGAGAAUGCACCAAAAAGACAGUGGACCUUGUCUUUCUUUUUGAUGGAUCAGGAAGUAUGACAGAAGCAGAGUUCAACAAAAAUAAAGAUUUCAUAGAGGAUGUUAUGAACAGCCUUACAAACACAUCAGUCAAGUUUGCAGCAGUUCAGUUCUCAUUUGAUUACAGGAUGGUUUUUGACUUUAGUCACUUUAAAGCUGGCAGAGCACUCGAUAAACUUAAGAAAGAACCCCAUAUGAAGAGUCUCACCAACACACACAAAGCUCUCAGAUUUGUGUUGGAGGAAAUCUUUGACAACCCAGGUGCAGGUGCUUCUCCUGAUGCAACUAAAGUUCUGGUACUAAUCACAGAUGGAGAUCCCAGUGAUACAGACGCAUAUGGGAUUAUUAAAAGAUAUAAUGAAAAACACAUCAUUCGCUUUGUCAUUGCGGUCAAAGCUGCUAAGCUGGAUCAUUUUAAGGACAUUGCUUCAGAUCCAACUGACAAAUAUACCUUCAGAAUUGAGAACUACGACGAACUCACAGGGAUACUGGAAAACUUUCACAAGAUCAUUAUAAUGGAAGGCACCAAAGUGGCUCGAGCGCAAGAAAUGACUGAUGAAAUGUCUCAGAGCAGAUUCAGUGCUGUUUUCCACAAGGUCUGCAGUCCAAGUGUGGUCCAAGAAUGUUGGGAGAACUCCUAUCUGAACAGCGUGUGUUACAAGACUACAGAACAUCUUCAACAGAUCACCUCUUUUAAACCUGCUUCCCAAUGCACCAAAGUGGCUCGGGCGCAAGAAAUGACUGAUGAAAUGUCUCAGAGCAGAUUCAGUGCUGUUUUCCACAAGGAUACCUUGAUGCUGGGUUCAGUUGGAACAAACAGCUGGCGUGGUUCUCUUCACGAACGAAAGCCAACACAAACUGAAGUUCCACACGUGCAGAAGGACUCCUACAUGGGAUACUCUAUUGCUGUUGGACAGAAGAACAACGCUCCUCUAUAUUUCACGGGUGCACCAACAUUUGAGCACACGGGACAGGUCGUACUUUUCAGACAAGAUUGUAACAACUGGACCGCAGCCCAAAGAAUAAAUGGGGACCAGGCUGGUUCCCACUUUGGUGCAGAGCUGUGCUCAGUAGAUGUCAACUCUGACGGUAACACUGACUUCCUGCUGGUGGGAGCUCCCCUCUUUAACCAGCCUCAGGAGAAGACUCAAGGCCAGAUCUACGUCUAUACGCUGACUGAUGAGAUGGAACUGAGAAGUGAACUGAAUGUGACGGCACCUUCCUCGGGGAGAUUUGGCACCACCAUAUCCAGUCUCGCAGACCUGAACGGAGACGGGCUCCGAGACGUCGCUGUUGGAGCCCCACUGGAGGACGAUGACAGGGGCGCUGUGUACGUCUACCUGGGAGACGGGCGCAGAGGGAUACGCAGUCAUUUCAGCCAGAGGAUCCUGGGACAGAAAAUAAAGCCCGGGAUGAGAUUCUUUGGACAGGCUAUCGAUGGGGACGUCGGCCCCGGAGAGGACGGACUCCCAAACAUUGUGGUGGGAUCACAGGACAUGGCUGUUGUCUUGAGGUCCAGGCCUGUCUUCAGUGUCUUGGCUCGUCUGUCUUUCCAUCCUGAGAAGAUAAGCACUGAGACAACUGACUGUCUGGGAAACACUGAGGAAAAUAGAGUUCUGCCAAUGGUUACCUUAACGGCCUGCUUUGAGCUGGUCGAAACAACAAAGAGCAAAGCAGGGGCAGUGAACUCAGGACUGAACAUCUCGUGUGCGCUCAGCGUGGAUCCAAUGAGACAAACGCAUCGAGCUUUCUUCAGUCCAGCUGAUUGGACCGCUAGGAAUCUUACCUCAACGCUAAAGCUCAGGGAUAAAGACACCUGCUUCAACUACUCAGUCUACAGGCCUCAAUGUGUGGAUGACACAUCAUCACCGGUCAGCAUCAGACUAAACUUCUUCCAAGCUGACAGUGAGAGAGCGAGAGUCGUCCUGGACGUGGACAGCAAAAGGCAGGCUGUUGCUGAGGUUCCCUUUCAAAAGUAAAUGUUGAGGAAAGUACACCUGAACUUGGAAGCUGGAUUUGAAGUAUGUCAAGCAGCAAAGAGAGAACUGAAAUCAUAUAUCAGUAUAUUGGCACCGUACUGAUGAGGGCAACUGUUUGUGUUUUCCUGCAGUACAACCCACUCUCAUGCCAACAUGUUCGUCUCAUCAAAUCAUUGUAAUCAUGCAUAUAAUAAAGGUAUAUCUCCAAUGUU
Messenger RNA from Micropterus dolomieu (smallmouth bass), 2258 nucleotides. RefSeq names its product integrin alpha-L-like. Gene Ontology annotation, molecular function: integrin binding. The transcript has 17 exons. The record is from RefSeq and is a predicted model, not a curated record. Gene Ontology annotation, biological process: cell adhesion mediated by integrin; cell-cell adhesion; integrin-mediated signaling pathway. Lineage: Eukaryota; Metazoa; Chordata; Actinopteri; Centrarchiformes; Centrarchidae. The coding region runs from base 85 to 2046 and encodes 653 amino acids. Gene Ontology annotation, cellular component: external side of plasma membrane; integrin complex.